Messenger RNA from Canariomyces notabilis, 1389 nucleotides. RefSeq lists its product as uncharacterized. The annotation marks the transcript as partial. Lineage: Eukaryota; Fungi; Ascomycota; Sordariomycetes; Sordariales; Chaetomiaceae. The transcript has 3 exons. The record is from RefSeq and is a predicted model, not a curated record.
AUGUCCACCAGACGACUUGAAGACUUUGGCGGCAAUGCCCUCGCCUAUCUUGGCUACCUUUACCUUAAGGUCACUAAGGUCCCAGUAGCCGACUUGAUAUCUCAGCUUGAAGGGCAAGUUGCGGGAUUGCACGGCGUCCAGCCUCGAGUCCCCAGUCACCGCAGUGUUCAAUCGGAAGAGGAUGAAGGUCAGACACAGCGCCAACACGACAGCCGAGUCGGCAACCCGCGUAGGUCGCAGUUCAUCGAGCCUAAGGACUCACCGUCUCUACAUAUCGAGCUCUGGAAUCCAACUACCGAGUACAAGCCCGCUCAAUCAAGCCCGGCGAAUAGAGAGUGGGAGCGGCGAACGGCGACAUUUUUUAACAACCUGCCUGUGUCGGAGGAGCAGUGGUGCCAGAAAAGGCAGACCGCCCAGCUAUAUACUGCAGACGACGUUUUCCGCACAGUUGAUUGCUUGGUGGCAGGCAGCCUAGAUCCGCUGAGGAACGACAAAUGUUCAUCUGCGGAGAAAUCCGCCUUCCUGGUCGCGGCGGGAGAUCAGGGCUCAGUGGAUGCUUUAUCUUCCUCCGCGGAGCGGGCCGCCGCUCUGAUCGCAACGGCGGAACACUCUAAGCACGUCGCACAGUUCUUUUCGCUAGUGUUCAUGGCAGAAUGCCGUGUGGCGUUAUUCAAUGGUUGCUCGGAAACCUCAGUGUACAGCGCAAUACGGAAGUUUGUAGAAGCUAGUGGCGGAAAGUGCAAUGGAGACAAGACGCCUGCCUUGCUUCUCUCGACAACACUAUGGGUCCUCCAAGAACAACAACGGCAGUUCAGGCGCGGACUCCUACAUCGCGGUUUUGAGUUGUUUUUCAAUGAAGGCACGAGUCUUGACUUCUACAUCCGUUGCCCAAAGGAACCCACUUCGAAUGCCCGUUUUACCGCCAAAAUCCCCAUUUGCGAGGUCCCGGACGAGAUCCAAGCUUCUCUUCCACUCUGGCUUCCGUUUAUAGUCGGGAUUCGUAAUAUCAAUCAGUACAGCUACACAACCAUUUGUACCGCACUUGACGUGACUCUCUGGUCUCGGGACGAGGAUUUUCAAAAAUGGCGGGACACUUACCUCUCGAGGACGCUCGUCAUCUGUCAUAUCAAGGUUGAUUGUCCGGAAUCGGAGCUUUCGAGAAAGCUAAAAACGCGUCAACAUCAUGCCAAGAAGAGGAAGAGAUCCCCCGAGCCAAAGAACCGAACGCUUCGGCCGAACUCAAUCCACAGACAGGAGUCGCAAUUCCGAGCUACGGGCGCCGGCCAGCACGGCGAGCCGGUGUUCUCACGGCAUGACACGAGCCUGGCAAUUCGCGAUUCGUCGACUCUUGAAGGAGAAGCGGAGACGGCACCGCACUCCUCCCAGGGA